AUGUCCGUGGGCCCAUCCAGUUCGGCGCCGGAUGUGCUGCCCUCCCAAGGUGGAAAAUACUACAAAAACAUUGCGUUAUACGAGAACUCUCGAGCUCAGAUCGGGGAUGUGAUCAAAAUUGAGCUUCUCGAAAAUGCCGCGAGAGAGCUGCGGGAAGAUUGUCUCCACGACCUCUUUCUAACCGACCCGGUCGAGGACAAAAACGCCCUGAAGCGCAAGAAGGGCAACCGCGCUGCCGACACAUGCGAAUGGAUCCUCAGAACUAAAUUACUCACUACCUGGCUAGAUACAGGGCAGGUAAUGAAGUCAGAAAACCCAGCUACUGACAUCCUGUGGCUGUAUGGGAAUCCAGGCAGCGGAAAGUCGAUCAUGUCAAUCUUCCUUGCCGAAGAGCUCUCAAAUAGAUUCUCCGCCAUGGAUGGGAAGACACUCAGCUACUUUUUCUGUGACUCAAGUUUUGACAAGCGGAAGACAGCUACAUCUGUCAUCAGAGGACUUCUCUGGCGGCUUCUCCAAGAGCACCCGCCACUUCUCGAGUAUGUGCUGCCGAAGUAUGCAGAGCGCCGGGGGGAACUGUUCAAAUCGUUCGACGCUCUCUGGGCGAUAUUCAUGGAUAUCGCCGCGGAUAGGGCCACCGGGCGGAAGUAUUGCAUCAUUGACGCCCUAGACGAGUGCGAUCGAGAGUCCCAAGAUAUCCUAUUGAGAGAAAUAGCGGAGACCUUCGGCCCUGCCAGCUCUUUAACCCGAGUUUCAAAUAUUCGGAUAUUAAUUACUAGUCGACCCUAUCCUGAGAUAGGUGAAUAUCUUAGAGAAUUCACAAAUAAAAACAUAGCUUCAUUCCGAGAAUCAACGAGAGACAUUCAGCGAUUUAUCAAUGAAAAGGUCGCUGUCCUUAUGAAAAGAAAACACUACUCAAAGCAGGUCACAAAUCAAGUCACAAACACUCUCAAAGACAAGGCAGAAGGAACCUUCCUGUGGAUCGGUUUGGCCUGCGAAGAGUUGGAUAAGGUAGCUUCGAAAGAUGCUGUCAACUACCUCCAGGCGUUACCCAAAGGACUUCACUCGCUCUAUAAGAGGCUUCUCGACACAGCCCUUGAACCGGAGAGAGGGGAAAGGGAUACAAUAAAAAGCAUUUUGAGCUCCGUCGUGGCAUCCCUGCGACCACUCAGCCUGUCAGAGCUCUCUGUAGCUUGUCGGCUUCAUGAGGAAAAGGAUGAGGAAACUCGGAUCCAAUCCACACGCGACGAGGUCGCAUCUUGUCGUCUAAUGUUGAUAAUCCAGGACGAUAAGGUGCUCCUCCUACAUCAAUCCGUCAAGGACUUCCUGGUUGGGUCUCGUGCCGAUCGCUUCAUCCACGGACCGGAGGCGCAUGCCGGCUUUGCGCACCGCUGUGUUGAUCAGCUCAUUUGGUGGCAUAAUCAGGAGCCCAACAUUGAGUCAAACGAUAGCUUUCUCUCCUACUCAGCCCAGUUCUGGGCUGACCAUGCACGCAUGGCCCAUCCAGAGUUCAUCAUUAAGAAGUCGGAAGCCACAUUCUUUAAGAUUCAUUCCGACUGUCGAGAACAUUGGUUGGCCAUCUACAGAGCCGGUUUCGACGACUCCAUUGCGUCACGGUUUUCCAUAUUCCACGUGGCCGGCCACUGGGGAAUUCGCAGUCUCGUGGAAUUUGCUCUUGACUCACGAAACUACCGGACGUUAACGCCCGAGUAUGUCGACACUGAUUAUAUCGCUAGUGACGGGGUGUCACCCCUGGAGGAGGCAGCAAGGUCGGGGCACAAAGACGUCAUAACUUGUCUAUUGAGUCGAGAAAAGAAUGGCUCAACUGUGCGUCCGCAGAUACAAAUAGCCGCGGCAAGAAACGAGAAGCAUGGCAAGGAAGUCUUGGAGCUGCUUUUCGACCAGCGUGGGGACAUUACCGAGGAAGUAGUCAAGGCUGCAAUGCAGAAUUGGACGAAUGGCGUGGAACUGAUAAGACUUCUUCUCCAAAGGCGGGGAGAUCAAAUCAUUGUCACCGAAGAAAUUGUGAAAGCUGCAGCGCAGAAUUGGAUGAAUGGUACAGAACUCAUGGCACUUCUUCUCGACUGGAGGCAUAUCCAAGUCAGGAUCACUGACGGGCUUGUGAUAACGAUGGCGGAGUCUUUUGAUGACCAGGUGUUUGCACGCCUGCUGAAUCGUUGGGGGAACGAGAUCACGAUUACCCCAGAAGUGAUUAAGGCUGCAUCAGGGAAUGAGCAAAAUGGCAAGGAAGUUGUGGCAUUGCUUCUCGACCGACGAGGCAACCAGGUCCCGAUGACUGAGGAUGUGGUGAGGGCUGCAGCAGGUAACGAGGAGAAUGGCGAAGCAGUCAUGGCGCUUCUUCUCGACCGACUGGGCGGUCAGAUCACGAUUACUGAGAAGACGGCGAAUAUGAUAGCACAACUAUUUAACGAACGAAUAAUGGCACUUCUUCUCGACCGAUGGGGGGAUCAGAUCACUAUCACCGAGGGUGUGAUAGAGGCCGCAGCAAGUAACAAGGAGAAUAGCAAGGCAGUUAUAGCGCUUCUUCUCGGCCGACGGGGCAACCAGAUCACGAUUACUGAGGGUGUUGUAAAGAGGAUAGCACAACUAUUUAACGAAGGAAUAAUGACACUUCUUCUCGACCGAUGGGGGGAACAGAUCACCAUCACCGAGGGUGUGAUAGAGGCCGCAGCAAGUAACAAGGAGAAUAGCAAGGCAGUUAUGGCGCUUCUUCUCGGCCGACGGGGCGACCAGAUCACUAUCACCGAGGGUGUGAUGAUGGCUGCAGCGAAUAAUUCAAGGAGUGGCAAGGAAGUGAUAACACUUCUUCUCGACCAACGGGGUGAUCAGAUCACCAUCACCGAGGGCGUGGUGGAAGCUGCGGCAGGCAACAGGAAGAAUGGCAAGGCAGUUAUGGCGCUUCUUCUCUGCCGCAGGGAGAGGCAGAUCACAAUUACCACGGAGGCCGUGAAGACGGUAGCACAACAUUUUGACGAACGAAUAAUGGCGCUUCUUCUCGACCGGUGGGGUGACCAGAUCACGAUUACUGAAGAGGCUGUAAAGGCGUUGGCGCAACGGUUCGGCCAACAAAUAAUGAGACUACUUCUCAAUCAACGAGCCACUCAGAUCACGAUCACCAAUGAUAUAGUGAAGGCAGCAGUGACCAAUUCAAGGAGUGGCAAGGAAGUGAUGGCGCUUCUUCUCGACAGGUGGAGUGACGAGAUCCCGAUCACUGAGGAUUUGGUUGGGGCAGCAGAUAAUAAUUCGAGGAGUGGUAAGGAAGUGAUGGCGCUUCUUCUCGACAGAAGGAGUAACCGGAUCACUAUCACCGAGGGUGUGGUAAAAAGAAUAGCACAACGGUUUGACGAAAAAAUACUAACACUGCUUCUCGACCGAUGGGGCGAUCAGAUCACCAUCACCGACGCUGUGAUAGAGGCCGCAGCAAGUAACGAGGAGAAUGGCAAGGCAGUUAUGGCGAUUCUUCUCGACCGACGUCGCAACCAGAUUACUAUUACUGAGGGUAUAGUAAAGGCUACGGCAAGUAACGAGAAGAAUGGCGAGGAAGUGAUGGCGCUUAUACUCCGCUGCAGGGGGAGGCAGAUCGCGAUUACCACGGAGGCUGUAAAGAUGAUAGCACAGCUGUUUGACGAACGAAUAAUGGCGCUUCUUCUCUAUCGAUGGGGUGACCAGAUUACCAUCACUGAAGAUGUGGUGGAGGCCGCAGCAGGUAAUGCGAAGAAUGGUGAAGCAGUCAUGGCGCUUCUUCUCGGCCGACGGGGCGACCAGAUCACUAUCACCGAGGGUGUGAUGAUGGUUGCAGCGAAUAAUUCAAGGAGUGGCAGGGAAGUGAUAACACUUCUUCUCGACCGACGGGGCGACCAGAUCGCUAUCACUGAGGCUAUAUUGAAGGCUGCAGCAGGUAAUGCGAAGAAUGGUGAAGCAGUCAUGGCGCUUCUUCUCGACCGACGGGGCGACCAGAUCGCUAUCACUAAGGCUAUAUUGAAGGCUGCAGCGGGUAAUGCGAUCAAUGGUGAAGCAGUCAUGGCGCUUCUUCUCGGCCGACGGGGCGACCAGAUCACUAUCACCGAGGGUGUGAUGAUGGCUGCAGCAAAUAAUUCAAGG
Messenger RNA from Clonostachys rhizophaga, 4119 nucleotides. NCBI's taxonomy places the organism in Eukaryota, Fungi, Ascomycota, Sordariomycetes, Hypocreales, Bionectriaceae. The record is from the annotation of a GenBank genome assembly.